Messenger RNA from Aspergillus saccharolyticus JOP 1030-1, 2430 nucleotides. RefSeq names its product E3 ubiquitin-protein ligase BRE1. Bases 187 to 2367 code for a protein of 726 amino acids. NCBI's taxonomy places the organism in Eukaryota, Fungi, Ascomycota, Eurotiomycetes, Eurotiales, Aspergillaceae. The record is from RefSeq and is a predicted model, not a curated record. Gene Ontology annotation, molecular function: ubiquitin protein ligase activity. The transcript is spliced from 6 exons. Gene Ontology annotation, cellular component: HULC complex; nucleus.
CUCAACCCUCUUAUGCCACAACGAAAUCCCUCCCUCAUUCACUAAACAUCCUCAUUCUCUCCCCCUCCACAUCCACGCCACCAUAUCUUUUUCAUAGUCGGAUCUUUCCCCCCGCAGUUUCGGUUCCCGGCUCGUUGCUGCUCAGUGGUGACGGCCUCUAAUUCACUUAUGCCUCUGUAGCCACUGAUGCCGGCCGCCGAAGCAUCCCCCGUCGCAUCUUCCGAUUCCGGUUUUGUCACAAUGGAAGACCGGAAAAGAGCCGCUGCCUAUGAUCACAACGACUCGGCUCCACCAUUGAAGAAGCAGGCGACUUCUGUCAAUGGUGGUAGCAAGCCGCACCCCGAUGCUGACAUGCCCUGGAAAGAUGAUCUCGAGCGAUUCCAGAAGGACGCGAUAUGGCGCCAGAUGCAGGAGUACAAACGGGAGAAGGUGUCCCUUGAGGCCAAGUUGAAGGAGUUGUCCAAGUCCACCGCCUACCAUAAUGACCACCUACGUAUUAUCGACGCCUGGUACAAACAAUUAAUCGAUGAGAUUAAAAUACUCAUGGGUGCCCCGGAAGAAGAUGCCAAGGACCCUUCAUCUUUUCAAAGCAGUCUCUUGUUCGACGACAUCGAGCACUUUGAGAAACACCUCAAAUCUCGGUCGGAAGACAUACGGAAAAUAAUCUCGAGCGUUUCGUCCAAAUCCGCCAAAGUCUCGCCCGAGGUCUCAGAUUUGCAAAGCCAACUUGCAAAGAAACUAGCUGAAGAGAAGGCUACUAUCACUGAUCUCGAGAAAGCCUUGUCUGAAAAGCAACAGUUAGAGGAGAGUUUGGAAGAGGCUUCUUUACGUUACAUGGUCGCUGAAAAGAAACUUGAUCGUGCUCGAAGCGUCACUGUCGCCAAAUUAGAAAAGCAGUACAUACUGGGUGCUCAGCGGCCUGGGGGUGAUGGUGCAUCUGGACAACGGGAGGAGCCGUCGGCCUCCAACGGCGCAACCCCGAGUGGUGAGCGGAGCCCGGCGUUGGAUGAAGCACACAACAGGCUUGCGGCGAUAUCAGAAAAGCAGAAGGAACAGCUUCAGAAACUUGAGGCCGAGAAUGCGAAAUUGCUAAGCCAGAUCACUGACUUGAACAUUAAGCAUACACGAUUGACGGAUGACGAUUACGCCGGCACGGACUUGUUCAAACAACUCAAGUCCCAAUAUGACGAUGUUGUUACUCGUGUAAACCAUCUAGAGGCGACUAACGUACAACUUCGCGAAGAAGCGGCGAAACUACGGUCGGAACGAAUCGCAUAUCGCAACCAGGUCGACGAGGAGACGCAGGGUGUGAUCGCUGAAAGAGAAGCGCAAUUGAUGCGGGCUGAAACGGAUCUGGCACGGAUACGGAACGCGCGCGAUGAAUUAUUGGCAGAUCAACAGAUGCGAAAGGCUGCGCAAGAGCAGGAGAAAAUUACAGCCAUCAAAGUUCAAGAAUUUGCCGAUGCCGGCCAGGCUCGAAUCGCGGCUUUGGAAUCCGAGGUGGAGCGACUACGUGUCGAAGUCGAGAAGGAGAGGGCUGCUGCACCGAACACCGAUGAAAUCUCGACCGAAGAACUGCGCACUCGAUUUCGCAAUUUAGAACGUCAAUAUGCGAUGCUUAACACCGAAUUGUCUUCAAUGCAGGUUGCCUGCAAAAAGUACUCCUCUCUGGCUUCACAGAAGGUUACUGAUUUUGGGGCCUUGGAGGAGAAGGUGGCACGUCUCAUAGCAGAGAAAUCCAAGGCUGAUCAAAAAUACUUCGCCGCGAUGAAAAGCAAGGAAGCGCGGGAGCUGGAGGUUCGCACUUUGCGUAUGCAGAACUCAAAAAGCUCAGAUAUUGUCUCGCAGUUGAAGGAUUCGGAAGUCGCAACUCGAAAUUUGCUCGCGAACAUGGAAAAGCAAGUAAGCGAGACGAAGGAAGCACUGAAUACCUUAAUCGCCAAGAAUCACGCUGCACAACAACAAAUUACGGAACACAACAUCACAAUUGAAGGAUUGAACCGGCAAGUGGCGGAUCUCAAGGCGUUGUCAGCAUCCAAAGAUUCGGCACUUUCCAGUACGGCCAGCGCAUGUCGCAAAGCCGAAACCGAAGUUGAAGGCUUGAAGGCUACCCUGGCGGACACCAAGAAAAGUCUAGACAACUGGAAGAAUAAGAGUCUCGGCAAUCAGUCCUCCGAAUAUGAGAUGCUGCGGACGCUUGCUCUCUGUACAGUUUGUCGCCGGAACUUCAAAAACACAGCGAUCAAAACUUGCGGUCAUGUCUUCUGCAAAGAGUGUGUAGAAGAACGUCUCACCUCGCGCUCACGCAAGUGUCCCAACUGCAACAAGUCCUUUGGCAAUAACGACUACAUGCAUAUCACCUUGUGAUCUGAUGCAAGCCCUCUUCGUUCACAAACUUCGUGUAUCAUAAACUCUACCUUUCUCCUUCAA